Molecule: messenger RNA, 1453 nt
Organism: Serpula lacrymans var. lacrymans S7.9
Lineage: Eukaryota; Fungi; Basidiomycota; Agaricomycetes; Boletales; Serpulaceae
Exons: 9
Coding region: 116-1162 (348 amino acids)
Source: RefSeq, a predicted model, not a curated record
GAUCCUGAUGCGCGUUGCGCUAUUUGACGCCUCGAGUUCGGCGUCUAACCGCUCACAAUAGGUCUCCUUCUUUCUUUCCAUCUUCUCUGGUUUGUAUUCACUGUGUAUCCAUUGCAUGGCCUCACCUGUAUAUCUACCUCCCGCUACCAUCUCGCUCUUGCAGGCCACACAGGGAGAUGCAGACGUUGUGAGAUAUUUGAGUGCUGCAGGCCUUGUUAUUCUGCUUUAUGACCAUUUACUUACGUUCGCAGAUGAGGUGGCCCUCAUCUGGACGAGUUCACGAUCCUUUGCCAAGUACCUCUACCUAAUGAAUCGUUAUCUUGUUCCGCAGGUUCUUAUCGUUACCGCGUACCAAAUGUGUGGCUUUUCCGGAUAUCAAUUCACCGACGAAAGAUGUCGCGUACUCCUAUCAAUAAGCUCGAUUUUGGCCAUCAUUUCCAUUAGCAUAGCCAACCUGCUCGUCCUUAUCCGGGUGGCUAUGCUCUGGGAUAACGACCGUAGUAUCGUCUUUCUGUUGUCAGCCGGAUUCCUCGCAAGUUUCAGUGUCACCAUUUCAAUGAUGGCACUCACUCUGUAUCGAACUUGGUAUGGAAUAGAGUAUUCGACGAUAGCGAAGAUGUGUGCCGUCACUAAUACUUCUCCUGCUCUCAUCGCGGUUUGGGCCGCACCAUUACUUUUUGAGUUGGUUGUUCUCGCAUUCACGGUCGUCAACGCUAUCGCUCGUCCUAGGAGAGCCAACCUGAUGCUGGUAAAGGCUCUUCGGAGAGAUGGCAUCAUGUUUUUCAUAGCAAUCGCAUGUUUGAGAAUACUGAAUCUAGCUCUGGCUGCGACUCGAAAGUCUGCACUUGUGCUCCUUGCUGUUUACUUUGUCUGGUCCAUGGUCACGCUCAUCCUCAACCGCUCGUUAUUGAACCUGAGACGUGCUGAUGUACUGGAAGCACUCAGGCAAGCACCACCCCUCGACCCUCGAUCGAUGUCACCGUUUGGCGCGCUCCCUAAUGCCGAUGAAUUGCCUGACGUCGAAUACGAGCUCGAGGAACGCAGGGUGCCAAAGGCGUCGUGGCUGGAUUCCAAAAGAAAACCAAACCCACCCUCCCGAGGGCCUCAACGCACUCAAUCCGACGACGCCCUUCAGUGGGAUUGGAAAGCGAAUUAUACUUAGCAUCUGUGAUGUCCUUUUUUCUCUGUUGUAAUGGUGUUUAUGAUGUUAUUUAUAAGUUACAUUCUUUCGCAAGGUCUCUGUCAUAUAUCCUUCAUGCUUGGUAGCAGCACGCAAAGAUAGACCCAAACAUAACUUGUACCAAGCCAACCUAAUAACUUACAUAGCUGUUUAUUUGCGCGCAGAUUAGAAUGUUUUCGAUAUCUCCUCUACCACUCCUAUACCCCUCGUUUACGAGAAUCCCCUGUUGUUUGUGCUAAUAUAUACACGUCCUAACUAUGCCUCGAAGUUUUU